Molecule: messenger RNA, 2934 nt
Organism: Penicillium angulare
Lineage: Eukaryota; Fungi; Ascomycota; Eurotiomycetes; Eurotiales; Aspergillaceae
Product: glycoside hydrolase family 31 protein
Exons: 5
Coding region: 1-2934 (977 amino acids)
Biological process (GO): carbohydrate metabolic process
Molecular function (GO): carbohydrate binding; hydrolase activity, hydrolyzing O-glycosyl compounds
Source: RefSeq, a predicted model, not a curated record
AUGGUUUAUUUUAAGGGCCUUUUGGCUGGGUAUUGGCUAUUUUCAGCAAUUCAUGUUUCUGUCUUUGCAAACGAGGGCGCAACACUGAUCGCCAACAUCGACGAUCCAGAAGCUAUUGAUGCCCAGACGACUUGUCCAGGAUAUAAAGCAUCCAACAUCAAGAACACCGAUUCUACCUUCGAAGCUACAUUGUCAUUAGCUGGUUAUUCAUGCAAUGUGUACGGCACCGAUGUCGACUCAUUGGAUUUUAUCGUUGAGUAUUUGCAGGAAGACUUGGCAAAAGUCUCUAUUACACCUACAUACCUUGACUCGUCGAAUGACUCGUGGUUCAUACUUCCAGAUUACCUGGUGCCACCGACAAAGGCGAACAAAUUGAACUUCAAGCGCAGCUAUGUUACUCAAGAUGAAAACCAGAUCACAUUCGGAGAUGCGUUUUCAAUCGAGUGGUCGAAUGAGCCUUCGUUCCAGUUUAAGUUGAAACGGGUGUCUAAUCAGGAUGUCAUUUUUGAUACAUUCAAUUCUGUUCUGGUUUUUGAGAAUCAGUUCAUCGAGUUCGUUACGGCUUUGCCGGCAGAUUAUAAUAUCUAUGGGCUUGGGGAGCAUAAUUUGCAAUCGCGACUUUUAGAAAAUUUGACACUAACGCUUUAUGCAACUGAUAUCCCGGUUCCGAUCAAUUCAAAUCUUUAUGGAUCUCAUCCUUUUUAUCUGGAUACUCGAUACUUCGAACUCGAUGAUGAUGGAAAUCAUAUUCCCGUGGCAAGAGAUCGGGCUGAUCAAUCCAAGAACUACGUUUCCUACUCACAUGGUGUCUUUUUCAGGAAUACCCAUGGCCAAGAAAUUCUUACUCAUACUCAAAGGUUGACUUGGCGCUCUCUCGGUGGAAGUAUUGACCUGACUUUCUAUCUUGGUCCUUCUCAGGAAGAGGUCACGAAAAGCUAUCAAGUCAAUACUGUUGGUCUUCCUGCUAUGCAACAGUAUUUUACAUUUGGGUAUCAUCAGUGUCGCUUUGGAUAUCAUGACUGGUCUACCAUGGAUGACCUUGUAUCUAAUUUCGAAAAAGCUGAGAUUCCUCUUGAGAACGUUUGGAAUGACAUCGAUUACAUGAAGAAAUUCCGCGAUUUCACUAAUGAUCCGGUAAACUUCGGUUAUGGCGAGGGUAAAGACUUUCUGAAUAAGCUUCACGAUGGUGGUCGUCAUUAUAUCCCCAUUGUAGAUGCGGCUAUCUAUUUUCCAAAUCCUCACGAUGAGAAUGAUAAAUAUGACACAUACACCCGUGGUGCUGCAGAUGAUGUAUUCUUAAAGAAUCCUGACGGAAGUCUCUAUAUCGGCACUGUCUGGCCAGGAAACGCGGUAUUUCCUGACUGGCAUAGUCCCAAGACCGGCGCUUUCUGGGCAAAUGAGCUUGUAACUUGGCACGAGGAAAUUGUCUUUGAUGGAAUCUGGAUUGACAUGAAUGAGCCUGCAUCCUUCUGUGUUGGGAGCUGUGGGAGCCAUGAUCGAGACAUGGAUCACCUUCGGUCUCCCUCUACACUGCUAAGAGGACAGAGCGAUGGACUCCAAAAUUACUUUGGUGGAUCUGAUCCGACAAAUAUGACCGAUUCUGCAUCAGAAGAAAGCGCCAUAGGACCAUCAGCAUCGUCUGCUUUUUUCCUCCGCUCUACCCCUACUCCCGGGGUGCGUAAUGUCAACUACCCGCCCUAUGUCAUCAAUAAUGUUCAGGGUGGUCAUGACCUAGCAGCACAUACUGUGUCUCCCAAUGCUACACACUUUGAUGGCAUCCAAGAGUAUGAUGUGCACAACAUCUAUGGCUACCAACUUCUCAACGCCACAUACUACGGUUUACUUGAAGUGAACUCAGCCAAACGUCCUUUCAUAAUCGGCCGAGGGACUUUUGCAGGGUCUGGAAAGUGGGCCGGUCACUGGGGUGGUGAUAACUGGUCCACAUGGGCAAACAUGUUCUUCUCUAUUCCACAUGCGCUUUCCUUCUCGCUUUUCGGAAUCCCAAUGUUCGGCGUUGAUACAUGUGGCUUCAACGGUAACACAAACGAGGAACUCUGUUCCAGGUGGAUGCAGCUAUCUGCAUUCUUCCCAUUUUAUCGAAACCAUAACAACAUCAAUGCUGUUAGUCAGGAGCCAUACCGAUGGGCAUCUGUCACCGAUGCCUCUAAAACCGCGAUGAAGAUUCGCUACGCCAUUCUUCCCUACUUCUACACCUUGUUCCAUCUCGCCCACACCACUGGCUCAACCGUUAUGCGCGCUUUAGCCUGGGAAUUCCCAAAUGACCCUUCGCUAGCCGGCAUUGAUGCUCAAUUUCUACUUGGGCCUUCUAUUAUGAUUAUUCCCGUCCUCGAACCACAAGUAGAUCACGUCUGUGCAGUCUUCCCAGGAAUCCAACAGGGUGAAGUCUGGUAUGACUGGUAUAACCAGACUGCCAUCUCUGCUCAGCCCGGCAUCAACACUACCAUCUCCGCCCCUCUAGGCCAUAUCCCCGUGUACCUACGUGGAGGAAGCAUUAUCCCAACGCAGGAACCCGCCUUGACGGUUCGAGAUGCCCGAAAUUCCGAAUGGUCUCUUAUAGCUGCGCUAAGUUCAAACGGCACAGCUUCGGGACAAGUCUACCUCGAUGAUGGGCAGAGUGUUAAUCCCGAAUCUACCUUGGAUGUUUUGUUCGAGGCGACUCAGCACCGUUUUACCAUCUCGCCUCAGGGGGAUUGGAAGGAGUCUAAUAAGCUUGCUAAUAUUACUAUUUUGGGUGCGACGCUUCCUGUUGCUUCGGCGAUGAAUGGUUAUGGUGUAUCGGUUAAGGCGGAUGGUCGGGAUCUUCCUCCUGUGUCAGCGAUUUAUGAUCCUAACUCACACAUUUUGUAUAUUACUAAAUUGCAGAGUAUGACUCCAGAUGGAGCGUUCAGGAAGGGAAUUGUUCUUGAGUGGUAG